UCAAAGCAGACGAGAGCUUCUCCCUUCCGCCCAAAAACCACCGUCGCAUUGCUCACCACAGUGGAGAAGAGAGGAGGCGCCGUCGAUGGCGCCGUCGUCGUCUUCGCUCCUUUGCCUUCCGUCGCCUCCUCUCUCGGUCCAUCCCCGAAACCGCCGUUCCUUUCGCUCGCCGCCCCCUGCUUCGCGGAUCCCCGGAUGCGGACCGUCCGUACGUGCUCGCCCCUCUCUUCUUCGUCGUCGUCUUCUUCUUCUUCCGAGCUUUCGAGGACGGUGAGGCUCAGAUGCUCUUCGCAGGGGCCAUCGGCCAACGAGAGCGAGCGCGAACUCGAAGUCGAGCGGCUGUUCUCGAAUCUCAACCGGGCCACUCUCAAGCGGGAACCUGGAAGUUUGUCCAGUGCGGUUUUUCUGGUGGCAGGCACUACGGUAGGAGCUGGGAUUCUCGCCAUACCUGCCGUGACACGAGAAUCUGGAUUCAUAGCUUCCGCAGUUACCUGCAUUUUCUGUUGGAUCUUCAUGGUUGCAACAGGGCUGCUCAUUGCUGAAGUCAAUGUGAACACAAUGUGUGAACUGGGAUCUGGAGGUGUAUCGCUGGUAUCAAUGGCCAUGAGAACUAUAGGGAAGUUUGGAGUGCAAGUCGCUUGUUGGUCGUACAUUUUCAUUCAUUAUGCCCUCCUCGUUGCUUAUGUGGCUCGUUCUUCAGAUAUUUUAACAAACUCUCUCGGCAUUCCACUAUGGGAGAGCGCUACCCUAUUCUCACUGGUAAUGGGGGGAAUCUGCUAUUUUGGCAGCCAGCGCUUGAUUGGUGCAGUAAACGGGGUUUUGGUACUUGCUAUCCUAUUGUCUUUCGCAGCUCUUGUGGCAGUUGCAAGCGGAGAUCUCCACUGGGAGGCUCUUCUCAAAGCCAACUUUGAAGCUGUUCCAAUGAGUAUACCUGUUAUUGCACUAUCAUUUGUGUACCAGAACGUAGUGCCUGUUGUUUGUACAAAUCUUGAAGGAGAUCUGACAAAAAUAAGGACUGCAAUUGUCCUGGGCACAGCUAUACCUCUUGGUUUAUUUCUUGUAUGGAAUGCUGUCAUACUAGGAACUAUUACAAGUGCUGAUGUGAGCUCUGAUAACUUCAUUGACCCACUACAACAAUUACGAUCUAGUAAUGGAGUCGUAGGCCCUAUAGUUGAGGUAUUCUCGCUUCUUGCAAUCGCAACAUCCUAUAUCGGAUUUGUUCUGGGCCUCUCCGACUUCUUGGCUGACUUGUUGAAGCUCCCCUCUGGUCAGAGCAAACCUCUACCAUAUCUCUUGACCUUGUUUCCUCCGCUCAUACUCUCAUUGCUAGAUCCAGAAAUUUUCUUCAAAGCCUUGGAUUUUGCUGGAACUUAUGGAGUGCUGGUGCUGUUUGGAAUCCUCCCUGCUGCAAUGUCGUGGUCAGAUAGGCAGUCGAAUUCAAUUACAUCAAUGAAACUACCCAAGCUGGUUCCUGGUGGACAGCUCACUCUUGCGGUAAUCGGCGGAGGGGCGGGAUGGGUGAUAGUAUCUGAAUUACUAGAGAACCUCGGGAAGACAUAAAGAUUCAAGGAUUCAUUUAUCUUUGCCGGAUAUCCAAGCAAUGAUCACUUGAAUGGACAACUCAAGCACAACAUUUUUUUUUUUUAACACUAGCAGCUAGUGACCAUUACCUAAUUUCAUGGUGUUUGCGUGAACAAGGUUUCUCGUUUUGUCGAAGCUCCUUAGGUUGUCUUCCUUCGAGUUAUUAUUUUCAUUCAAAUGUACAAACAACGGACAGCAAGCGAUGGUCCCCAUGGUCAGAUGUUACUUUGAAAGUGUGACCCGCAAUAAGACUCACAUAACUACGAUGAUGUAAUAACUUCUCCCUCUCAUUGUUAUUGAGUAUCCAAAACAUCCCAUAUGGUAGCUUUUCUUGUA
This is a messenger RNA of Syzygium oleosum, 1917 nucleotides long. RefSeq lists its product as uncharacterized. Gene Ontology annotation, biological process: amino acid transmembrane transport. The record is from RefSeq and is a predicted model, not a curated record. Lineage: Eukaryota; Viridiplantae; Streptophyta; Magnoliopsida; Myrtales; Myrtaceae.